This is a messenger RNA of Cynoglossus semilaevis (tongue sole), 2216 nucleotides long. RefSeq names its product solute carrier family 2 member 2 (gene slc2a2). The coding region runs from base 128 to 1648 and encodes 506 amino acids. The transcript has 12 exons. Gene Ontology annotation, molecular function: D-glucose transmembrane transporter activity. Gene Ontology annotation, cellular component: plasma membrane; brush border. NCBI's taxonomy places the organism in Eukaryota, Metazoa, Chordata, Actinopteri, Pleuronectiformes, Cynoglossidae. Gene Ontology annotation, biological process: dehydroascorbic acid transport. The record is from RefSeq and is a predicted model, not a curated record.
UGCACAGGUGUGUGUGAGUCUGCGUGUGUGUGCGCUCAUGCAUGUGCAGGUCGAUCAGCGAGUGGACAGAGCGUGAUCGUGUGUGUUGCUUCAUUGAUCAUUAGCUGUCGGACUCUCUGGAACCACCAUGGACCCUGGGAAGCGGCUAACAGGUACACUUGCUAUCGCUGUGUUUACAGCAGCUCUGGGCUCUCUGCAGUACGGCUACAGUAUCGGAGUUAUUAAUGCACCACAAAAGGUUAUCGAGAAGCAUUAUGGACGAACGCUGGGAUUGUGGACAGAAAGAUCCUCCGUGGCUGGGGGAAAUGCCACAGAAGAAGAUGAAGCAGAACGUCAUCCGACUGUGGUCAUGUACUGGUCUCUGUCUGUCGCCAUCUUCUCCAUCGGCGGUAUGGUCUCAUCAUUCCUGGUAGGAUUUGUUGGAGACCUGAAGGGGAGGGUAAAGGGCAUGUUAAUGGUCAACGUUCUGGCCGUAGCUGCUGGACUGCUGAUGGGACUGUGCAGGAUGUGGAAACCUCACAUCAUGGUCAUCUCAGGCCGAGCUGUGAUGGGCUUCUACUGUGGUUUGACAUCUGGACUCGUGCCUAUGUACAUUGGAGAGAUCGCCCCUAAAGCCUACAGGGGGGCCCUGGGAGCUUUACACCAGCUGGCAAUUGUCAUCGGCAUCUUGAUCAGCCAGGUGAUAGGUUUGGACUUUGUGCUUGGAAAUGAUGACAUGUGGCCCUUGUUACUCGGCCUAUCUGGAGCUCCAGCCAUCCUGCAGUCCAUUCUGCUGCCUCUGUGCCCUGAGAGCCCACGGUACCUUUACAUUUUACUGGGCAAGGAGCAAGAAGCUCAGAAAACUCUGCAUCGUCUCAGAGGGCCCUAUGACACUACUUCAGACCUGGAGGAAAUGCGCAGGGAAAAAGAGGAGGCGGACAGGGAGCCCAGGGUUUUUAUUCUGUCUUUGAUCCGUUCCACUGUCUACAGACAGCAGCUGUUUGUUGCUCUCAUGAUGCAUCUCUCUCAGCAGUUGUCUGGCAUCAAUGCAAUCUUUUAUUACUCUACAGCCAUCUUUGCUCAGGCUGGUGUCAGUCAACCGGUCUAUGCCACUAUAGGAGUUGGAGUCAUCAACACAGUCUUCACUAUGGUGUCUGUUGCACUGGUGGACAAAGCUGGGAGACGAACGCUGACUCUGGUUGGUCUUGCAGGAAUGUGCUGCUGCACUGUUGUAAUGACAGCCGGCCUCUCCCUCCAGGAUCAGUUUUCCUGGAUGAGCUACGUUAGCAUGACCGCCAUCUUUCUCUUCGUGAGCUUCUUUGAAAUUGGUCCUGGUCCCAUUCCAUGGUUCAUAGUGGCAGAACUGUUCAGCCAGGGACCUCGUCCUGCUGCCAUUGCUCUCGCUGGUUGCUGCAACUGGACCAGCAACUUCAUUAUAGGCAUAACCUUCCCCUACAUACAGGCCUGGCUGGGUUGUUACGUGUUCAUAGUCUUCGCAGUGCUGCUCCUGGGUUUUACAAUUUUCACAUAUCUACGUGUUCCUGAGACCAAGGGAAAAACCUUUAAGGAAAUUGCUGCAGGUUUCCAGAAGGGUCGGAAAGGGAAGGUGUCCCAAACCUCUACAGACGUUAAGGAACUGCAGCAACUCAAAACAUCCACAGAUGCCUAAAAUAACCGACGUGAGUGUGUGUCCAUUCCAUUUGUAUGUGUGUGGAAGGAUAUGCACUGUGAAUACUUCAUUUGUGUUUUUACAGUACAGUAUUAUGAUGAUUCGAGUUGUUUACUAACACAGAAAAUCAUUCUUGUCUCGGACUGACAACACUGUCGUGGAAUGCAGUAUGAUUUUACCAUCUUGUGAACUUUAGAUUAAGGUCCAGAGAUUUCAAGAUAUUGACUGUGCAGUUAUUACUCUUUAAUGACUAGAUUUUCUUUAAAGAUUUAAAACUAAAUAAUACUCGUGUUGUUUUGAGACUUUUUUUAAUUAUCUGAAUUCAUUAAAUAUUUAACAAAAUAACACUGGUUGACAACUACGUAUAUACAAGUAAACAUAAACAAAAUAUAUUUGCACACUUUACUAUCUGUCUACUACAUUCAUAAAAUUACCGUGGUCCCUCUCUAUAUCGUGGUUCUCAUUUUGCUCCCUCAGCACAUCGCAGAUGUUUUUUGCAUUCCAAUUUCGUGAGUGACGGUAAAUAAUUUGUUUUAAAUUUACAAUAUUUUUGUAAAAAAAAAAAAAA